Molecule: messenger RNA, 2416 nt
Organism: Prunus persica (peach)
Lineage: Eukaryota; Viridiplantae; Streptophyta; Magnoliopsida; Rosales; Rosaceae
Product: wall-associated receptor kinase-like 1
Biological process (GO): cell surface receptor signaling pathway; protein phosphorylation
Cellular component (GO): plasma membrane
Molecular function (GO): protein serine/threonine kinase activity; ATP binding; polysaccharide binding
Source: RefSeq, a predicted model, not a curated record
AUGCAAUCGCAAGCAGUUCAUAUGAUGAUUUUAUUAUUAAUAGUCCUCGUGUUGUUGAUUAUAUAUGCAUGUGCAGCAGCUGCAGCACAAGAAGUUUAUUAUCCGAACGCAAAGCCGUUCUGCAAAGAGAAAUGUGGAGGCGUCUUGAUCCCCUACCCUUUUGGAAUUGGACACAAAGAUUGCUACUUAGACGACUGGUUUGAAAUCGAGUGCAGCAACCAGUCUUCUAAAACUACCAGCUCUGCUCACAAGCCUGUUUUGAAGCGAGCCCAACUGGAGGUGCUGAGUAUUUCUAUUGAAGGCACGCUUCGGGUGAACAGCCCUGUUACCUUCUUCUGCAACGGAAAUGGAAGUAGCGAAAUGGCUAAUUUGAUGGGCAGCCCUUUCGUCUACUCUCAGGACAAAAACAGAUUCACUGCAGUUAGUUGUGGCUUCCUUGCCAUGAUGGAAUCAGCUGAGUUUGUGGUCGGUGGGUGCAGGUCAGUUUGUGAUUAUGGAAGCUAUAAUGCUUCCUGCGAUAUUGGUAUCAACUGUUGCCAGACUACUAUUCCUCCAUAUCUAAUUAUGAUAGGCGCUUCCAUUCUAUACAAAGGCGAAACUCGAAAGGCUGAUUGUGACGACUAUGCGUUUCUGGUUGACAAGGAUUGGUUUCAGAGAUCAUCUUAUAUUUAUGAUGUCAAGAGUAUAAUGCACGUUCCUGUGGUGCUAGAAUGGAAUAUAAUCAACUCUACUUCUUCACGAGCAUUAUUUGGAAACUACGUUACAGAUAAUUUUGAUCCUGAUGAUUAUAAUGAUUGCUCAACGCUUUCUUGUUACUGCCGAAAAGGCUUUGUAGGAAAUCCCUAUCUUCUUGAAACUUGUCAAGAUAUCAACGAAUGUGAAAACCCCAAUAUAUGUGGUCACGGCAGUUGUACAAAUAUUCCAGGGCACUUAUGCUCCACGGAUAUGCCACCGAGACUACGGAUUCCCGUGGCCCUUUUAGUUGCUGGCGGUGUGAUUGGACUCUUGUUUCUACUAAUUGGAGCUCGGUGGUCGCACAAAGUUAUAAAGAAGAGGAAGGAUAUCAAACGCAAGCAAAAGUUUUUAAAACAAAAUGGAGGUUUAUUGUUGGAGAAGCAAUUAUCUUCUGGUGAAGUUAAUGUUGAGAAAAUUAAGGUGUUCAGUUCAAAGGAUUUAGACAAAGCCACAGACAAGUUCAGCAUAGAUAGAAUUCUUGGUCAAGGAGGUCAAAGUACUGUUUACAAGGGAAUGUUGUCAGAUGGAAGAAUUGUUGCUGUCAAGAAGUCUAAAAUAGUUGCUGGAGGAGAAGUCGGACAAUUUAUAAAUGAAAUUGUCAUUCUUUCCCAAAUUAUUCACAGAAAUGUGGUUAAACUAUUGGGGUGUUGUUUAGAGACUGAAGUCCCCCUUUUGGUUUAUCAAUUCAUACCCAAUGGAACGCUUUCUCAGUAUAUUCAUCACCCAAAUGAGGAGUUUUGUCUUACAUGGGAAAUGCUCUUACGAAUUGCCAUUGAAGUUGCAGGAGCUCUUUCCUACUUACACUCAGCUGCUUCCUUUCCCAUUUACCCCCGAGACAUCAAGUCUUCUAAUAUACUAUUGGAUGAAAAGUACAGAGCAAAAGUAGCUGACUUUGGGACUUCAAGAUCAGUUUCCAUUGAUCAAACGCACCUUACUACACUAGUAUAUGGAAAGUUUGGUUAUCUGGACCCGGAGUACUUCCGGUCAAGCCAGUUUACAGAGAAGAGUGACGUUUAUAGCUUUGGCGUGGCCCUUGCUGAGCUCUUGACUGGACAAAAACCAGUUUCUUUGAUGAGGUCACAAGAAAGCAGAAGUCUAGCAACUUAUUUCCUGCUUUCCAUGGAGAAUAAUCUUCUAUUUGAUAUUCUUGAUUCUCAAGUUAUGAAGGAUGGUAGAAAGGAAAAGAUUACAGCAGUUGCUAACCUUGCUGUUAGAUGCUUGAAUUUGAAUGGAAGGAAUCGUCCUACUAUGAAAAAAGAAGUAGCAAUGGAGUUGGAGGGAAUUCAAUUGUCAGUUAGAGCUGACUCUGAUGUUCAACAAGUUUUCCCAGAGGUCCGAUGUGUCCAAACUCAGGAAAUAAAUGAGGUUUGGGAUGCUGUUUCUACAUCAACAGGUCCUUGUACGGAUGGCGGUACAGGUUCUUCAUUCGAUGUACAACCAAUAUUGUUUUUCAAUACACAGUAGCGAACAAAUAUUUGUUGUAAUUAUAUAUUCUCGGUUUUUGGACUUGGAAUCAUCUUUUAGACUGUCACCUUAUCUGCAAGGAAAUUUUCUAGCUCUGUUUGUUGUGUUGGGUUUUAUACAAGACGAGAGAAGUGAAUGAUGGAAACAAGAUGAACUUAGAGGUCCCUUUUUUCUUUUUUUCUUUUUUUUCUUUUUUUUUUUGGGUGUGUCUGAACUC